UACGGUGAGUCACGUGUCCUGCAGUUCGGCUGGCGUCACCUGACAAGUCGUACUGUUUUGUUUACCUGCGGUUUCGGUGGCGUUUCCACGGAUGAAUGAAUGCAGCGCUAUGGUUCAGCUCGGAGAAACAUGGUAGUGGUCAACUCGGUGCUGAAGCUGCUGCAGAGGCAGACCUACACCUGUCUGUCCCACAGAUACGGACUCUACCUGUGCUUCGGCGGCAUCGUCCUCAUGAUCGUGUCCGCCUUCCAGUUCGGCGAGGUGGUGGUGGAGUGGAGCCGGGACCAGUACCAUGUUUUGUUUGACUCCUACAGGGAUAAUUUGGGUGGGAAAUCCUUUCAAAGCAGACUCUGCCUGCCCAUGCCGAUAGACGUGGUGUACACGUGGGUCAACGGCACGGACACGGCUCUGCUGCGGCAGCUGAAGGUGGUCAAGGAGCGGCUGGAGGAGGAACAGAGGCUUCUGAGGGAACGUUUGGGAAAGAAUUCCAGCGCCACGACCGAGGCUCCUAAGAACAGUGUGAAGCCAGAAUGCCUGCUGUCCCACUGCAUCGUGGCCCCCAUGCUGGCCCUGGAUCCAGCCCUCUCAGCCAACGUCACCGCCAAAGACCUGGCUUCAAUAUCGCCGUCUUUCUCUGCUGCCAAGGAGCUCCUCACCAUGAACAAGCCCUUCCACCCGUCCACCAGCGUCUCGCUGCUGGUCUUCUCCUCGCAGACUGAAGCUGUCCGAGCCUUUUCUGACGUUUCGAAGGAGCAUCACAAGUUUUCCGUGUCCAGGUGUUACUUGACUACAGACAAAGAUGCUCCGGGUCUGAUCCGGAUGCAGACCUUCGCCUACCUCAGCGGCUUCCCUGCCACCUUUAAAGAAACGGAGUCACUGCGAGUCAAACUGCCCUCCGGCAUCACUGACAGGAUCAAGCAGUUCGAGCUGUACUCCGAGGCCAGCAUCGCUCUGCUCCACCUGAAGAGCCAGCAGGACUUCACAGAUCUGAGCCAGCAGGCCCGGAAAAAUCUGACUCUGGACGGGAAGGAGCUGAGCGUCAGCCCCGCCUACCUGUUCUGGGACCUCGCCGCCAUCUCACAGUCCAAGCAGGAUGAGGACGUGUCCGCCAGUCGCUUCGAGGACAACGAGGAGCUGCGCUACUCCCUGCGCUCGGUGGAGAAGCACGCCCCCUGGGUGCGGCACAUCUUCAUCGUCACCAACGGGCAGAUCCCCUCCUGGCUCAACCUGGAUAACCCUCGCGUCACGGUGGUCACUCACCAGGACGUCUUCAGGAACCUCAGCCACCUGCCCACCUUCAGCUCCCCGGCCAUCGAGACUCACAUCCAUCGCAUCCCAGGCCUCUCACAGAAGUUCAUCUACCUCAACGAUGACGUGAUGUUUGGUAAAGACGUGUGGCCAGACGACUUCUACAGCCACUCCAAGGGUCAGAAGGUGUAUUUGACAUGGCCUGUGCCCAACUGUGCUGAGGGCUGCCCCGGAUCCUGGAUCAAAGACGGUUACUGUGACAAAGCAUGCAACAACUCGGCCUGCGACUGGGACGGAGGAGACUGCACAGGAGCGGCAGCCAACAGCCGCUUCCCGGCCGCAGGGGGCGCCGGCGCUCUGGCUGGAGCCGGAGCUCAGAUGUGGCAGUUCGGUGGAGGUCUGGGGGGUGUGUCCUACUGUAACCAGGGCUGCGCCAACUCCUGGUUAGCUGACAAGUUCUGUGACCAGGCCUGCAACGUACUCAACUGUGGCUUCGACGUGGGAGACUGUGGCCAAGAUCACUUCGGGGAGCUGCACCGAGUCACCCUGCUGGAGCACCAGGACCUCUACACACUCCCGGUGGGAGAGCUGCGGCCGUAUUUUAGCUUCAGCCAGCUGGCGCGCAGGAUUUCCCAGGCCCACGUCAGCGACAACCCGGUGGUGCGGCACACGUCGGUGGCCAACAAGUGGAAGACCGUCCACCUGCUGCUGCUCCCCGGCUACAACUCCACCCAGGUCCAGUACAACUUCACCUUCCAGAGGGAGGACGACACAGAGUUCACGAAGAGGAUCACCGUGGUGGUGGACACGCGCGCGCUGCCCAAGGCCAACGCCACUCACGCUCCCAAGGAGCCGGAGCCGACCCCCACCCUGGAGCCCGCCUUCGUCUUCCCCGAGGUCCCGGAGGCCCGCAGAGGUCCGAAGGUGGUCCGGAGUCAGAUCGCUGAUGCGGCUGUGGUCCAGGUUCCCGCUCUGAAUGAGUCGCUGCUGCCCGACGUGGUUCGGGUGGAGCUGCGCAAGCUGCAGGAGAAGCUUCGGAGUGGCGACAUCACAUUGAAGGGUUUCAACCUCACCAAGGCAGAGCUGCUCAGGUCCUACAGCGCAGCGCCACGACCUCCCUCAGACCCGGCUCCUCCCCGGCAGUUCACUGUCAACCCCGUCAUCGUGAGGCCUCGAGCCUUCAAGUUCCUGAGCAACAUUUCCAAAGUCAAGAGUGCAGAGAGCCACCCGGGAGCGGCGCCGGUGGGGAGGAGGCUCCAGCACUACGUCUCUGCUGACCGCGGCUUCCUGCCUUGGGAGAGGAGGAAGCUCUUCCAGCAGCUCCUGGACGAGGAAGAGCACCUGAAGCGGGAGCUCCAGUACCGGAGUGACGGCGCCGCCACGGCACGCCGCCUGAAAGACACUUUCGCCGACUCACUGCGCUACGUCAACAAGUUGCUCAACGGCCAGUUUGGCUUCACGUCCCGGAAGGUCCCGGCCCACAUGCCGCACAUGAUCGACAGGCUCAUCAUGCAGGAGCUGCAGGACACGUUCCCAGAGGAGUUCGACAAGACGUCGGCACACCGCGUGCGCCAUCCCGAGGACAUGCAGUUCGCCUUCUCCUACUUCUACUUCCUGAUGAGCACGCAGCAGCUGCUCAACGUCUCCGACGUCUUCGAGGAGAUCGACACGGACCGCUCGGGGAUCCUGUCGGACCGGGAGAUCCGGACUCUGGCCACCAGGAUUCACGAGCUGCCGCUCAGCCUGCAGGAUCUGACUGGUCUGGAGCAGAUGCUGAUCAACUGCUCCAAAACGCUCCCCGCCAACCUGACCGAGCUCCACCUCUUCAACCCCACCCAGGAGGCCUACUACGACCCCAGCAUGCCUCCUGUCACCAAGGGCCUCAUCCUCAACUGCAAGCCCAUCACUGAGCGCAUCCAGAAGGCCUUCCGAGACCAGAACAAAUACCAGUUCGAGAUCAUGGGCGAGGAGGAGAUCGCCUUCAAGAUGGUGAGGACCAACGUGUCCCACGUGGUGGGCCAGCUGGACGACAUCAGGAAGAACCCAAGGAAGUUCAUCUGCCUGAACGACAACAUCGACCACAGCCACAAGGACGCGGCCACCGUCAAGGCCGUGCUCAGGGACUUCUACGAGUCCAUGUUCCCGCUGCCCUCGCAGUUCGAGCUCCCCAGAGAGUACCGCAACCGCUUCCUGCACAUGGACGAGCUCCAGGAGUGGCGACUGUACCGGGACAAGCUCAAGUUCUGGACCCACUGUGUCCUGGUGACCCUGGUGGUCUUCACCGUCAUGUCCUUUUUUGCAGAGCAGCUGGCGAUGCUGAAGAGGAAGCUGUUUCCUCGACGGAGGGCGACCCAGGACCACCACCCGGAGCGAGUGUGAGGAGGAGGCCGUCCCCCUGUCGAUGUUCGCUCCCGUGUCUUUGUGUUGAGGGCGAGACGGCGAAGACACUCGACCGUGGACGACCAGCAGCGACUCCGUCACCUGCGCUGGACUCCUACUGACCCCGCAGUGGCGGGUCCUGCCGGCGGGCUGCGAGCCGGCCUCAGAAAUGAAGACAGUCCUGUGGUCGCCGGUCCGGUCCGGUGGGCGAGCGGCGCCAGACGCUCCUCGCUUUUCUUACAGUCGGACAGAAUCAUUUUUGUCACUCGUGUACGAAUCCGGAAACUUGAAGUGCCUUCCUUUCUAAGAUCCGCUGUCGAUGCCUCCGUGUCGUGUCCUCGCGCGGGCGGGACUUUUACUCGCGUGGUCCUCGGACCCACUUCUGUCUGAAAUUCAGACCCGUCUUCUAAUUUAUUCUUGUCGUGGUGAAGAAAUAAA
Molecule: messenger RNA, 4065 nt
Organism: Synchiropus splendidus (mandarinfish)
Lineage: Eukaryota; Metazoa; Chordata; Actinopteri; Syngnathiformes; Callionymidae
Gene: gnptab
Product: N-acetylglucosamine-1-phosphate transferase subunits alpha and beta
Exons: 21
Coding region: 100-3627 (1175 amino acids)
Biological process (GO): N-glycan processing to lysosome; carbohydrate phosphorylation
Cellular component (GO): Golgi apparatus
Molecular function (GO): UDP-N-acetylglucosamine-lysosomal-enzyme N-acetylglucosaminephosphotransferase activity; calcium ion binding
Source: RefSeq, a predicted model, not a curated record